AGCUCAGGUGUGUGUAUAUGUGUCUGUGAGUGUGUGAAUGUGUAGGUGUGUGUAUGUAUGUGUGAGUGUGGGUGACUCCAGUUCUGGACUAAGUAAGAGCAUCCCUUUUGCCUAGGCCUUACAAAUCCUCAUCAUGUGUACCCUUCUCAUCUGUCCUGGAUCCUGUUCAGCCACAAGCUGCCCCUAAGAGCUCUAGAAACUGCUCACUAACUUUGCAGACAGAUGACCCUUGAGCAGCGAGAAGAGACUGGGGCUCUCUACGCUGUCCCUCUCACUUGCCAGCUUGGAUCCCUUGGCAGAGUCCUUCUAGGCUCCAGGCUGGAAUCUUGACCAUGGAACUUUGAAGUAACUGCUUCCCAGAGCUCAGUGGCAGACCCCGGCACUCCAGGCCCUUGCUGCUUUCCUCCUAACCCUCUUUGAAGCUCCUAAAGGGAGGGGUGGGGAGAGGAUCCGCAUUUCCCUAGGUGGGGGGUUUUCCACCAUGAUGCUCAACUCCGAUACCAUGGAGCUGGACCUGCCUCCCACCCACUCGGAGACCGAGUCGGGCUUUAGCGACUGUGGGGGCGGACCGGGCCCCGAUGGUGCUGGAUCCGGGGAUCCAGGAGUGGUCCAGGUCCGGAGCUCAGAGCUUGGAGAGUCCGGCCGCAAAGACCUGCAGCACUUGAGUCGUGAGGAGCGCAGGCGCCGGCGCCGCGCCACGGCCAAGUACCGCACGGCACACGCCACGCGGGAGCGCAUCCGCGUGGAAGCCUUCAACCUAGCCUUCGCCGAGCUGCGCAAGCUGCUGCCCACUCUGCCCCCGGACAAGAAGCUCUCUAAGAUUGAGAUCCUACGCCUGGCCAUCUGCUAUAUCUCCUACCUGAACCAUGUGCUGGACGUCUGAACUCAGCCCGCAUCCCACCCUGGAUUCUCCCCAUUUCCCUGGGCCUCUCCAGAGCCCCCUGUCACCAUACAUUACUUAGAAUGGCCGGCCCCCUCCCAUCCCAGAGGACCAGGCUCACAUCGCUAGUCCUGAAGGCGGUUUCUUUUCAUUGGCCCAGGAAUGUGAAGGAUGUUCUUAUGGGUUCCUUCAGAGAGUUGUUCCGGCCUAGCUUGGUCAGAGUUGCUUGCCAGAGUGGUCAGAAUGGAGUCCGUGCUGGGUUUACUAAGCCUAGCCUCUCUGCACAGCUGCUGCCUCAUCUAUCCUAUGCCCAAGUUUUCAGAGACCCCAGACCCUAACUCUCUUUCUGGCAAUGGUGGGACUCAAAAUCGGAAUGGGAACUGACUAGCGGCAGAGGUUGAAGGAGCGGGUCCCCAACUCCCAGACUUUUCGGUCCAUUGGGGGGGGGGCAGUGGCGGGGGUGGGGGGGGGGAGGAAUGGGCUCUUGGGAUGGCAGAGAGAUGACGGAGGUGAAUCCUGGGUAGCCAGGGAUUAUAGGAAAAUUCUGCCUUUCUUUUGUCUCUCUCAGUCCUGAGGCUUAGGAUAUACAGACCUCAGAUCUAACUUGGUAGUGAGUGCCUUGCCUUCUUGGAGCUGUCCGGCCGCUCCCGGUCCCCUCCCACCCCUGCCACCCAGAAUUCUCCCUUUCCCUGUGCCGGCUAGAAAAAGGAAAACCUUAGUCCUGGGAUAAGGAUGACACCCCCAAACAGCCCAGGGCACCUUGCAGAAGGCUCAGGCCCUGGGUGGGGCCGCUCCACAGCAGCUCCUUCCAUCCCAGGGGACCCUUGAAAACAUGCAAACCCCAUCAGCUCCUCCCUCAGAUGCAAGGGCAUGCCUGCUACUGCCCUCUACGAAUGCUCUAGGGCCUUCUUAUUACAUUUUUCCCCUUCCUUUCUUAAACCGCCGUGGGAAGGAAGGUGACCCGCCCAUGCUGCUGAGCCCCACCCACCUGCCCAUUGUAGCCUUGCGACCCAGAGUCUAUGGGCCUUAAAUUCCCUGUAGAAGAACUCACUGCUUUUCUCUGCUCCAUCCAUCCUCACACCAAACUCCUAGCUCUACAAGGAUAUUUAUUUAUGUAUUUAUUUAUUCACUUAUUUAUUUAUGUAUUUAUUUAUUUAUAAAUAUUACUAUUUAUUACCGAGUUAUGCACUUUGGGGUAGGGUGAGGGGGGCUCCUUGCAGCUUGCUUUAGCUGAGGUCCUCUUGCUCUCUCCCGGGUCACUUCUCUUCUUCUUUCUCUAGUGCAAGUAUGUGUGGGGAUCCCUUCACCCACCAUACUGGUACCCCUUCUUCAGCUCCAUCUGUCCCUAUCCCCUUUCCUCUGGAAUAGUGUCCCUUCUCAGCCUCCCAGCUUCUAGGGGGUCCUUUCUCAAUCUCUCCCUGCUGCCCCCACCCCGACAAUCCCCCUCCAGUCCUGUGUACUCCAUUCCUCUUACCAGCCCUGCUUUUCCCCAAACCACCAAGAGCAGACCCUGGGAUCUGUGUCUGGUGUCCUGUGUGUCUUUGUCUGGUUGCAUUCCUAAUUUCCUACAAAAAGAAAAAUUAAAGUGACCUCGAUCUAGUACCAGA
Molecule: messenger RNA, 2487 nt
Organism: Mus musculus (house mouse)
Lineage: Eukaryota; Metazoa; Chordata; Mammalia; Rodentia; Muridae
Gene: Nhlh1
Product: nescient helix loop helix 1
Exons: 2
Coding region: 482-883 (133 amino acids)
Biological process (GO): regulation of transcription by RNA polymerase II; central nervous system development; positive regulation of transcription by RNA polymerase II
Cellular component (GO): nucleus
Molecular function (GO): protein dimerization activity; sequence-specific double-stranded DNA binding; DNA-binding transcription factor activity, RNA polymerase II-specific
Source: RefSeq, marked validated